Molecule: messenger RNA, 3678 nt
Organism: Cryptomeria japonica (Japanese cedar)
Lineage: Eukaryota; Viridiplantae; Streptophyta; Pinopsida; Cupressales; Cupressaceae
Exons: 13
Coding region: 680-3550 (956 amino acids)
Biological process (GO): rRNA processing
Cellular component (GO): nucleus
Source: RefSeq, a predicted model, not a curated record
CUGAAGCUGCCACAACCAGAUCGUUCACAUCACAUGCCCUUGGUGCCAAAGAUUAUUCAUAAUUAACUCGGAUAUAAGGACAUUGAUAAAUUUCCUUCAUAUUUGGGAAAAAAAAAACACGAACAUCUUACGUUACAUUUUCAGCAGAUGUACCUAUAAUAUAUAUUCUGCACUUGCCUGGUAUUAAUGGAUCGUCAUUUGCACACGGGCUACACUUGAUUUCAUUCCAUAGUUAUAAAUGAUUUCACUUGGUUUAGACAUUAGUUAUCAACUUUUACUCGCUUGAUAUCUUCGAGCAUUGCUUCAACUUCUUCUUUGAUCUACCUUAGGGUUGACACCGCACAAGGGAAUUUAUCAUACUAACCCUAAUUGCAUAGCAAACUUCAGACUUGGCCGCCAACUUUUUUUUCAAAAUGUUGCACAAGGAAAUAGCUAUAGGUAUGGCUCAUCCUCUAUGAGCAGAUUGGCGAAAAGGCGACCAGAACAACUCCAACGGUUGUCCCCACGAUUUUGCAGAGUCUGAGGUUGAGGCUGACGGCAAAGGGCUUGUAACCAAAUUUUCCGUGCCUCACACGAAGGGGCAUCAUAAACCUCCCAUAAACCUCCCAACAGUUAAACUCAGAAAUAUAAACUUCCUGAAGCAGGGUGCGGAGUGAAAAACAACCAAAACAAAAGGAAAAUGGCGGAUGUAGGGGGUUUUACAUUUGAGAACAUGUAUGAUAGCAAAUUGAAGGUUACAAUGUUAUAUGAAGUAAUGGCUUCUCAUUUCCCACCUGAAAAGCUGCCCUCUCCUAAACCUUUGCAGCUCUCUUCUGCUCUUUCUACCAUUCGCAGAGGCAAACUGUUAUCCGAGUCAAAACGAGAUGAUAUUUGGAAAGCUGCUCUUGAUGCUUGGAACGAACGUAUAUUGAGUUAUGCGGAUGCUAAAAUGCCAGAUAAAUGUUGGGCUGGGAUAUGCAUGCUGGGGGUGACAUGCCAAGAGUGCCAUAGCCAACGUUUUUUGGAAUCUUACCACAGUUGGUACCAGAAGCUCCUUAUACAUCUUAAGCUUCCUAAUGAAUCACCGUUUCUUAAAGUGGCUGCAUGUGCUUCACUUUCUGAUCUUUUAUCAAGGUUAGGGGGUUUUCCUAGCAUGAAGAAAGAAGGAACUUCCCUUGUUGGAAAACUUGUGCAGCCUGUUUUGCAGUUAUUAGGUGAAGAUGGCUCAGAGACUAUUUGGAAUAAUGCGGCUGAUCUAUUUUGUGCUAUUUUGAAGUCUUUUCCAUCUUGUCUUCAGUCGCAUUAUGAUACUGUAGAGUCUGUUCUUGUGGCGAAGAUAUUUUCUGGGAAAUGCAGUUUACGAAUUUGUCAGAAAUUUGCUCGAUGUUUGGCCUUUCUUCCAAAGUCUCAGAGUGAUGGGGCUACCUGGUAUUCUAUGAUGCAAAGGGUUUUGCUUGCGAUAAAUGCACAUUUGAAUAAUGCAUUCCAAGGUUUUGAGGAAGUAAACAAAGCGAGUGAAGCUGUUGUUUCUUUGCUUCCACCUGGAAAGGAUCCUCCUCCCCCAUUGGGAGGACCAUUGGUGGAGGCUGAGUCAGUGGAUCAAGCAAGAAAAAAGUUUUGGCAACUACUUGUACCGAGAGUUUCUUCAUUGCUGCACUGCUGCUGCCUGAUGCUUACGAAUCCAUAUCCAGUUCAGGUGACCGUUCCACUUGGGCCACUUCUAGCACUUGUGUCAAGAAUACUUAAUGUGAAUGGUUCUCUAUAUCAGCAGGCUGUACCUCUUGGUAUCAGCAGCCAACAACAAGCUCUUCUAUGCAGUGAGCUUCCUGCAUUACACUCGUGUGCAUUGGAUUUACUUACUGCCAUCAUUAAGGGUGUCCGCAGUCAAUUGUUGCCUCGUGCAGCAACUAUUGUGAGACUCAUAACGGAAUACUUCAAGUGUUGUAUAUCUCCAGCCCUAAGAGUUAAGCUAUAUUGUAAUGCGCGAAACCUACUUUUUUCAAUGGGAGUUGGAAUGGCUUCAUAUCUUGCGCCAGCUAUAAUUUACAAUGCAAUAGCUGAUUUAAAGGCUUCAAAUUGUGGGGGUAUUUUAAGUUCUCCAAAUGUGCAAGGAAAUUCUGCUUGCAUAAGUGGAGGUGAUUCAGAAACCAACCCACGGAAGAGGAGGAAAAUCCAAGGUUUAUCAGCUGAAUCUUCAGUACCCUCUGAGUUGGAGAGAGAAUUGGAUGCAAAUGAUGCCUGGACAUCUAUUUCGGUGCAAAUUAGUGCUCUUCAAGCACUUGAAGCUUUGCUUACUGUGGGUGGAGCUUUGCGCUCUGAUCGCUGGAGAGCAGAGGUUGAUUUGAUUCUGGUUACUGUGGCAAUGAAUGCACCAUCAAAUUCAUCACGGCUACAAUUUUGCAAUGAGGAAGAUAUUUCUUUCUUUGAAGAAUCAACAUCUCAUACUAUAGCAGAUUUUCAGCUUGCUGCAUACAGAGCUCUUUUAGCAUCACUACUGUCACCUUCUUCUCAUCGACCCCCUUAUCUGUCUCAAGGACUUGCACUGUUUCGUAGAGGGAGACAAGAAUCUGGAACAGAACUUGCAGAGUUUUGUGCUCAUGCACUUUUAGCUCUUGAGCCACUUAUUCAUCCACGCAGCCUUCCAUAUGGUGCCCCACCUACAGUCAUGGCUACUGGCAUGGCAUCAGGAAGAGGAAUUCAAGGAAAUAUAGAUUUAGGUGUACAAAAGUCUAGCAUGUUCAUUCCAAAUUCAGAUAGUGGUCCAUCAAUUCUUGGAUCUUCUUGUGCUAUGGCUUUUGGGUCUUCAAUAAAGAUUGGUCAGCAUAGUAUGCAGAUCAGAGAAGAUGAUUUCUAUCGAGAUGAUGAAAUAUAUUUGGGAUGGCUUGGAAAUGGUGAUGAUUCAGUUGCCGAGCAGAAUAACCUAUAUGACAGCAGUGAAAUGCCAAUUGAGAGUCUUGUCCAGUCAUUGACAGAGAAUAGAGAGUUAUACUGCUCUCCAAUUCAUGAAAUGGAGAACUUGGGUUCAGUGCAGCCUUCCAUUGAUGGCAGUGUACGUUCUAUAGCUGUUGGAGGUAUCAGUGAUCCCCAUAAUGAACCUGACAUUGGAACUUUUCCUAGGGAUUCAGUGGAAACCGGUAGAAAUGAGCUGAUGGGUACAUCUGAAGCUCAUCGGAGCAAAGUAGAUGCAGCUCAGGAUGCUUUCUUGGCAGUUUCUAGAAGUAAAACAAUUGAUAGUGUAGUAUCAACAUUAUCAGUGCCAGUGGUAGCAUCAGCAGAGAAUCUCCUUCAUGAGCAAGCAAAUGUAGGAACAGCAGCCACUAGCAGGGACACUGUUCUUCCUGAGUCUGCAAUGGCUAUUCAUACAGAAACUAAUAUUGUGGAAGCAAUAGAAACAGAUGCAAUUAUUCUUGAAUCUCAGCAGCAAACUGAAACUAGAAUAGAAACAGAAGACCAACCUGCAAGAAAUUUACAACUCCCACUGCAUUUAAAAUCUCACUACAUUUCUUCCACUGCUGAAUCAGAUUCUGAUGCAAUCCCUGAUAUUGUUGAUGGUGAUCCUGAUACAGACUAAUUGAGUGUUCAUUCUUUGUAUUAGUUUAGAUAAUCUGCCAACCAAUACAUCUGUUGAACAGAUCAUUAAGAAUAUUGCACAAAAGAUGUGCUUUAGCUCAUAUAUAGAUAAUUUUGUUUUUCUCCUGA